Molecule: messenger RNA, 1991 nt
Organism: Drosophila suzukii
Lineage: Eukaryota; Metazoa; Arthropoda; Insecta; Diptera; Drosophilidae
Product: arginine/serine-rich coiled-coil protein 2
Source: RefSeq, a predicted model, not a curated record
UAAAUUUUUCACAUCCCCUACCUAUCAAUUGAUUACUUAUUUUUUGGACGCACUGGGCUAAAAAAUAUUUUUUCGCCACCAAACAAUGGAAGCCCUGGUGAACUAUAGUAGCGAGGACGACCAGGAGGAUGCGGGCUACCAGAUACGGGCACCACAACAACAACAACAACUGCAGCAGCAGCCGCAUGCUAAGACACCAACAACAACAACAACCACUAGUAACUUCCUAAAGCAGAGGAACAACAACAACAGUGACUACAACUACAACAACAGUCCCAGGGAAAAGGAAAGGGACAGGGAGUCGGAGCGGGAGAGGGAGAGGGAGAAAACGCGUCGACGCCACCACACUCCCACUCCCCCGCUGCCGACGUCGCAGCAGCAGCAGGCGCAGCAGAAUCACAGGAGCAACAGCAGAGGCCGCAUUGAUGAGGAUGAGGACACACUCACCACACACACGCCCGCUCACACACACACACACCCACUCACUGGUGGCGAGAGAGAGAGAAAGCGAAAGCGAAACAGAAAGAGAAAGAGAGAGAGAUCAAGCCGCACGAAAGAGCCGCAGCCCAGCAGUCGCCACCGCCAGGAGCGGGACAAGGACAGGGAGCGGGAGCGGGACCGCGACCGCGAACGCGAGCGGGACAGGGAUAAGGAUAAGGAAAAGGACCGCGAGCGGGAGCGGGAGAAGCGCGAUUCAGAACGCAGUCGCGACAAAGGACGCGACAAGGAUCACAGCAAGGGCGAUCAUCGCCACCAUCGUACCAAAGACGGCAACAGCCACAGGGAGCGAGAAAGGGAUCGCGACCGGGAGCGGGAAAGGGGGCGAGAUCGCGACAAGGAACGCGAGCGCAGGCGUUCGGAGAAGAGCGGUCGCCACCACAGCGGCAAGGAGCGUCACCAUCAUCACAACAACUCCUCAUCCUCCUCGUCAGCCGUCGCUGCCACUGCAGCGAUCAAUGCAGCAGGGCGUCGCUCCUAUGAUGACCGCAGUCGUCGUCGCCGAGAUUCCCGAUCCCGUUCCCGCACGCCCACGGGCACGCCACCCACACGUCGCCGCCAGCAGCCGCAGCAGUCCCGCAAAUAUCGCGAACGCGAGUCAAGCAGUCGCUCCAGAUCUCCGAAGGAAGAGCCAUCUGUGGCGCUUCGCACUGCAGCCGGGGCCGGAACUCAUCUGUUGCUUGGGAAAUCCGUUAGCGGGGUAGGAGGAUCGUCGGCUUCCACAGCUAUAGCAGCAGCAUCUGCAGCCAUUGCAGCAGCCGGUGGUGGAGGAGGCGGUGGCCUACUGCCGACCCCCAAUUACGCGCCUAAGAUACCCUCGCUGAUGUCCUUGGAACUGAGCACGCCAGCGGUAGCAGCUCCUGCACUAGAACCCCCCAUCCAGCUGCCCAGCUACUACAACCCGGGCAUCAUCAAUGCCAACCGCUAUGCAGAGCAGCAGCAGAAGCGUAAGCUUCUGUGGGGCUCGAAGAAGGCCGAGGACUCGGCAAACAAGUGGGGCAACGCCCACUUCUCGCAGGACUCGGACGGCAAGGUGGCCUCGAAGUUUAUGCGGCUGAUGGGCAUCAAGAACGCGGGAUCGUCCGGAGAUGGUGAGGCCAGUGGUGGUGGCCACGACCAUGCAGAGGCCAGCAACGGCAGUGCAGCCGGCGAUGGAACUGGUGGGGGAGGAGCUGCAGCACGGAGCGAAAGUGGAGUGAAAGUGCCCACUGAUGUGCAGCAGCGCCAGCGCAUGUUCUCAAACAUGGAGCAGCAGUACGAGAUGGCGCGAGCCGCCACUCAUACGAUGCGCGGCGUGGGCCUCGGUUUCGGCUCCCAGCCGCGCACUUUCUAGAGGGGAUCGGCGAAGAACGGGCCCCCAACCAGGCUGUAAAUACCAUGCCACCCACUCAACUCAUUAGUCAUGUCAAGAUGUUUCUCCUCAACCACUUUUUGUUUGUGUUGAGCAAAUGUUUCUUUGAUUUCAAAUAAACGUUGCAACCGAAUUUAUGAAA